CAAAAAGACGCGGCCACAGAAAUAGAAACAGAUUCGGCAGAAGUACUGAAGAACGGGGAGGAGCUCCUGCUACCUGUCGACUCCGUGGUUCCGCACGAGGAAAAGAAUGCAAGGGAAGGAAGUUGUGCUGCCGGCACAGCAGGCCGUGGUCCGAACAAAGACAGCACGGAUGAAUGUGAC
Amoebophrya sp. A120 is the source of this 180-nucleotide messenger RNA. Lineage: Eukaryota; Dinophyceae; Syndiniales; Amoebophryaceae. The record is from the annotation of a GenBank genome assembly.